Molecule: messenger RNA, 2089 nt
Organism: Galleria mellonella (greater wax moth)
Lineage: Eukaryota; Metazoa; Arthropoda; Insecta; Lepidoptera; Pyralidae
Gene: inaF-D
Exons: 2
Coding region: 490-1008 (172 amino acids)
Source: RefSeq, a predicted model, not a curated record
ACAACAAAUUAACUGAAUACGAUUGAAUUGUUUAUGUUACGCCCGUUCAGUUCUGUGUAGGUACUCUGUGCAUCUUCAUAAAGACAAAAAGUGAUGUUCGACAAAUUUUACGGUUGUUUACACAUAACAACAAUGCUUUGAUGAAAACAUAAUCGCACGUUAUGAGAAACAAUGAAAAUUCAGGGACGGGUUCAUGACAAACGAAUCACGAUCGUACAGCUGCGUCAGAGGAACUGGAAUAGAUUCACAUGUAAUACUGGGCGUGAAAUUAAAGGAUAAACAAAUGAAGUCCGGAGCGGCUGCGAUAAUAAUGAGGCAGCAGUCCGCAUCAGAAGGUGUCAAGCAGCAGACACGGACGGCGUGACCCGGCACCGCGACUCGCCCGCGGCGCAUCGUCCGAACUGGGGCAUAUCAAUAAGCGUGUCCCACUUACCUGGUUCGUCGUGAAGGCGUUGCGGCGGUGCAUUCAGGCGGAGGGCGUCGAGGGCGAUGUCAAGCAAAUCGUUCACGUCGGGUAGCGUGCGGUCGUGCGCCGGCUCCGUCCGUCUGGGCCCCUCCAGCGGGCACGAGGUGGUGCUCGACGCGCUCUACGAGCGGAAGCGCGACAAGAAGAGCGUGCGCGUUCUCACCGUCAUCAUUUACGUGUUCUGCGUGUCCCUCGCCGCUAUCAUGCUCUCGCUCUACUACGUGUUCUUCUGGGAGCCCAAGGACGCGCAAUACGCGCAACGCAAGGUGUCUCACACUGUAGAGAAGCAAACCAGCACUACACCAAUGCCCACAUGCUUUAUGCCCCACACUGGAGGAAGCAAUAUCACAGUGAACAACCUCAUCACUGAACCAACACCAACUAAUAUUAGUGAAGAAUCCACCACCGCAACGAAUACAGGCCCGAAUGAAACAAUUUCUGAUGAGUCGAUGCUGUUAAAUUCCCCGUCCACGUUGCAGACUCCCUACAAUGGCACAUUGUAUGAUAUUGGAAUGUUCAACGAAACUGACACCAUCACAUGACGUCUGCAUAAGGUUAUUAAUUUAAAAAUAGCAAAAUACGAAUACAUGAAGAUAGAAUAGGUAAUAUCUAUAUAGAACAAAUGGCCAAUUUUAUUUCUAUAUAUUAUUUUAAAUUAUGUAUACCUACCUAUUAGAGAAGUAGAUGCUAUUAAAAAUAUAAAAUAGAACUAAAACACCAAUUUGAAUAUAGGUAUUAUUUACAUACCUACAUAUUGUAUUAGGUACAAGAGUUAAAUAGGUACCUACCUAUUUGGGUUUAAUGUAGUGUUGUAUGAAAAGAGUAGACCUAUGUAAUGUCUAAGACAAUUUAAAAAACUUUAUGAUAAACAUAUUUUACUAGUUGCCUAAAAUGUUACAUUGGCUAUAAUAUGUUGCCUACUAAACCUAAGGAACUACAAUAGAUAUUUAAUAAAAAAUAUAUCUUCUAGUUUCACAUUAUCAUAUGAAACUGAAAAAAGUAUAUGCCUAAUAUUACAUAGAUUAUUCGUUACUUUACGUUUAUAAUAAAUAUUGAUCUCAUAAUUUUAUGAUAAAAAAUAAAUUUUAGGUCUCUUAAAAAAAUAUAAUUUUAAUAAAUACAAGACAUUUUGCUGUUGUAAGUACCUAUAACGUAAAUUUUACUGAGGAUUUAAAAUAAGGACUCCAUUAUCGUCAUUCGUAGUACUAAUAAACAUUUUGUACCUACCUACAAAGGAAUAAAAAUCAACGAAGUUAUUAAUUAUAUCAAUUAUAUAUACUGUAUAAACCCACGUAAAUUGUAUAAACGUGCCAUUAUAACUUUGGUGACGCGGAGUCCUUUUUGGUCGCAGUUAUUUAUCUUGCACAUGGAAACUGAAACGGUACCUAAUUAAAUGGCAUAAAGGUAUGGAUAUAAGUAAUAAUUUUGGUAUAUUCUUCAUUAUUAUAUUGUAUUAUUGUUAUAGUAAACACGAUAUAUAGCAAAGUUGAUGAUGUAGAUAAUGAAUGCAAAUUAAUUGAAAAAGACGAAAUGAUACGGUUUAAAAUAAUUAAAUCGUCCUAAAAAUUUUCAAUACAUUAAGAUAAUAAAUGAAACCAGUCAUUAAAACAAAUUUCUCUGGAA